Messenger RNA from Didymosphaeria variabile, 1755 nucleotides. RefSeq lists its product as uncharacterized. NCBI's taxonomy places the organism in Eukaryota, Fungi, Ascomycota, Dothideomycetes, Pleosporales, Didymosphaeriaceae. The transcript is spliced from 2 exons. Gene Ontology annotation, molecular function: catalytic activity. Bases 1 to 1755 code for a protein of 584 amino acids. The record is from RefSeq and is a predicted model, not a curated record.
AUGGCAACAAACGGAGGGAAUGGGCGCUCACAGGAUGCGGCAACAUACUCCAUUCCACGCGAAACCAAGAAGGUAUUUCGAGAAGGCAUCCUGAACAAUCCCCUCGUCGCAUCAUCGCUCCCCCAAGAGAUCGAAGAAUGCGCGCAAAAGGUCGAAUUUGUCGGCACCGACAAGCCCAGCAUUCCCAUCAACUGGCGCUUCGCGGAAAGCAUCGCAUCGCUCAAAGGUCUAGAGGCAGCUAUGAUCAACGUCCUCUUGAAACGGAAGUACGGCCUCGAACCACAGAAAGCUGUCAUUAAUACCGACCACGCCCAACUGUUCAUCAUGUCCAUUCUUCUCUGGACCAUCGACCCCGAGGGGAAAGCUGUUAGCUUCUCGUCCAUCUACACUCCGGAAGGCAAAGCCGACUUCGACAAGUGCUUCAAGGACUGCGAUCUAUUCGAGCGCGGACCCAGCCUGUAUAAGAAUUCGGCAACGAAUAUCUAUCGCUGUAAAGAUGGUCGCUAUUUCCACAUCCAUGGUAGUAUGAACUCUGCUCCUACGCAAGAUAGCCUCGGCCUUCCGCACUCUAACUCGAAUAUCAAGACGGCGGAAGAGUCGUGGAAGCCGUACGAAGAGAAGAUAGCUCAGCUUGAUUCAGGUGAGCUGCAAAAGCUCGCAAGCGACGUAUAUAAGCAGGCUGGUACAAUCUGCUGGACGAUUAACGAGUACAAGAACAGUGGGCACGGAAAGGCAAAUGCGCACGUGGGUCUAUACGAGGUACAUCCUGCGAGGAACGAGAUGCAACCACCAUCUUGGUGGCCAAAGGUUCCGGAGACAUCCGCUGCGCGGCCUCUUGCUGGACUUAAGGUCGUCGAUCUGACUAGGGUCAUUGCUGCACCUGCUGUUACUCGCGGCCUAGCCGAGUUGGGAGCGAGUGUGAUGAGGGUCACUGCUUCCCACAUUACAGACAUGUCGGUGUUGCAUUGCGACCUCAAUUGGGGCAAAUGGAACGCUCAUCUGGAUUUCCGGGAGGAAUCAGACCGUGAAAAGCUUCGUGCGCUCGUACGCGAAGCCGAUGUCGUCGUCCAAGGCUAUCGACCUGGUGUGCUUGACAAAUACGGCUUCUCACUUGACGGAUUACUAGAUCUGACCAAAGAUCGUGAGCGUGGCUUGAUUGUGGUCAGAGAGAAUUGCUACGGCUGGAGUGGUCCAUGGUCAUAUCGCAGUGGCUGGCAGCAGAUCUCGGACGCUAACGUGGGUGUAUCGAUGGAAUUUGGUCGAGCAAUGGGGAACGAUGAGCCGGUCACGCCAGUCUUUCCCAACUCAGACUUCUGUACUGGUACCGCUGGAGUGAUCGCGGUUCUAGAUGCUAUCCUUAGACGCGGCGCUGAAGGCGGCUCUUACAAAGUCGAUAUUGCUUUGAAUUACUACUCCCAAUGGCUCGUCAACAGCGUCGGCACGUACCCAACACCCGUCUGGGAGGAUGUCUGGGUCCGCAACGGCAAGCAAGUCUUCCGUCACUACCACAACAUGCCUUACACGUUGGGACGUCUUCUCGCAAUGCUAAAGCAAAAUGCCGGUCCGGUCAUCUUCAACCCAGGAUUUUUUGAGAUGAGGCAUUCUGGCGCAAUCGGAAAGAAUAUAAUGACUCCGAAACCGAUCAUCCAGUUUCCCGAGGGCACGGUGCAGCUGAGGUUCAAUGUCGGAACAAGAGGAAAUGGGGUUGAUCAGGCGAAGUGGCCAGAGGAUCUGCUGACAGAAGUGGUUGUGUGA